Molecule: messenger RNA, 3138 nt
Organism: Lethenteron reissneri (Far Eastern brook lamprey)
Lineage: Eukaryota; Metazoa; Chordata; Hyperoartia; Petromyzontiformes; Petromyzontidae
Product: ras association domain-containing protein 1-like
Biological process (GO): signal transduction
Source: RefSeq, a predicted model, not a curated record
AUCGCGACGAAUUCGGCAGCAAUUUCAAGAAAGUUCGCGCCUUUAAAACGUUACGCGCAUAUAACAACAAGAUCGACAGACAUGCCAAUAAUAGUCGUGCAAUAUCACUGUCAUAGUAGUAGCAGCAGUAAUCGACAGCUGUCGACUGAUUAAUUAACAAGUUUUUUUUUGUUGGUUUGAAAUUUUUUAAAAAAAAUUGUUUGUUUUUAUGAACGCAAGUGCCGUGGGUUUGUUAAGUGAAAUAAAUAUAUCGGUGUAAAGUAAAAAAAAACCGUGAACAUUAUCUUGCCAAGAUGAGCAGCGGCUACAGCAGCCUGGACGACGAUGUGGAGAUGGAGCAGUUCUUCACCGCGAAGCCGACGUUCAUACAACGCGCAAGGAAUCGCUUCAUCUUGGAAAAGCAGGACAGCAAGAAAGCAAUUGAGGAAGUGUCGGAGAAACCCUCCACGUGCGGCGUGGACUUGAAAGCGAAGAUCUCCGAAUUCAACAGCCAAGUGGACAAUGGCAUGGUCAUUACACUGCAAGCGGACGACUCCUACACGGGCUUCAUCCGCGUGCACAUGUCCCUAUCGCGUCCCAUCUCGGUGGAGAGCGGCAAGCGGCCGCCCUCCAUCUACGACGCGCUGCGGAGUGGCGCUACUGCCGCCGCCGGCGCCGCCGCGUCAGCGUCGUCGUCGUCGUCGCUGUCGGUCAGCGGCGGCCUGCGGCGGCGCACGUCCUUCUACCUGCCGCACGACGCGGUGAAGCAGCUGCACGUCAGCAGCGGCACGACGGCGCGCGAGGUGAUCGAGGCGCUGCUGCGCAAGUUCAUGGUGCUCGACAGCCCCCGCAAGUUCGCCGUCUUCCAGAGGUGCGAGAGCAACGGGCAAGUCACCCUACGUAAGAUGGCCGACACGGAGCACCCCCUCUACCUGAGGCUGAUGUCAGGCCCCGACUGUGACGCCAUGCGCUUCCUGCUCAAGGAGAACUUCAGCGAGGACGUUGAGUGGGAUGCCUUCAGCCUUCCUGAGCUGCACAACUUCCUCAGAAUCCUCGACAAGGAGGAGCGGAAACACGCCGAGGUUGUCAACCGCAAUUACGCGCGCUACCGGGACCGUCUACGCACCGCCCUGGUAGACAAGUUGCCCACCUAGGCGGGGGGGGGGGGCCGCCCCCCACCCACGCGCCCCCCACCCACGCGCCCCCCACCCACGCGCCCCCCUUCCACCGCCAUCAUCGUCCCACACCGGCCUCGAUCAUCCGCGCUUCACGUCAGCCGAGGAGAGCGACGUUCAAUUGAGUGGCCGUGUAGCUCCCGGCGGUCACCGAUUCUGAGCCGUUCGAAUGUUCUCGGGUCUCAGCCACUCGACUGCGACUCUGCCGGUGUUUUCAAGCGUCGCUAAUCGAUUGCCUCGUCCCCGUUACCAAUGACGGCACCGAAAAAAAUCACUUAAUUUGGUUCUGCUGAUUUAGGUUACUUCUUAGCUCUGGGAAUUAAAAUAUCGGUUUGAAUUUAUUCAUAAUCAACGUUUUUGGGUUUAGAUCGCGUUAUUUAUAAAUGUGUCGUAACCCUCCACCACCCGACACGGCCAAUCAGUAAAAAAGUGUCACGUUGACAAAGACAAAUAGUUCACUGCUUUAGCCCACCGGUGUGUUGAAGCCACAACAUUUACAAUUUGAGUAGUACGACGUUUCGCUGGUAAUUGCAUCCAGCAUCAUCGGGCAAUUCGCCAGAAUGGUGAACACAUUUAUAAAUAACGCGAUCUAAACCCAAAAACGUUGAUUAUGAAUAACAUUGGUCGCGAAAGCCUACGUGUUAAAUUGAAUUUAGUCGUACGACGGACCUCGCGCUCGUUUGCGGAGAGUGUGUGUGUGUGUGUGGGAAGUGCUGCCCUCUACUGUAUGGGCCAGAGGUCAUUUGAAGGAUGUCAGAGGUGGCUCUGCGGGCCGUCCCCUGACACGGGGCGGGUUGCACUCUGCUCUGGGUGAGAGGUCCCAGUGGAGAUCUGGUCGAUGGUGACUUGACUGACGGUUGCACAAUCGGGAUAACAUUUGGGGGGGCGGGGGGGGAAUUGCAAGCAUCGUGAGAGGAGACAACAACAACAACAUAACAAAGGAGCGGUCAACAAGGGUCAACGUGGAAGGUGGAGUCUUUGCGAAAGACAACUCCGCAGUUCAAGUUCAUUUCAAGUUCAUUUAUUAGGUAUAGCCCUGUGAGCCAUUCGGCUCUUGAAUCGGGUGCAACCGCAACAAACAAAAAACAAAAACAUGAACAAGAAAACAUCUUAAAGUGAAUAUGUGACUAUGUGCAAACAUAAAAUCCAAAAGAAGACAGCUAAAUAUUGCAGAAAAGACACCGUACACCAACGCUGUGUGCAAAAAUCCCAGUGGGAUGUAAGUCAAACAACAACAACCACAAGACAACUUGGAUUAAGGCCAUCAGUCUUACUCCGUACUACAACAAACAAACAUGGCCAAACCAAUAAACUUUUCGAAAUCACCAAAAUAAGGCCAUGAAAGCAAUGAAAGCAGUGUGUGGGAUGUGUGGACUCGGAAGCGCGGGGUUGUGAUUUUGGUUGAGCGAUCAAACUGGCGUAGGCGUAGAUUGUGAUGAGCAGGGCUUAACUUUCGAUUUAAAGCUUUCGUGACUGCAGGGAUUCAUCUUCUUGGUUCUUUCGGUAAAGUCACUUUACUGAAAGAACCAAGAAGGGGGCUUAACUUAUCAAUGAGUGGUUUCCCAGGCCACACUGGUGGACUGGAGUAGAUGGCUCGUUGUAAUUGUUGUUGUCAGCCUGUUGUGCAAAUGCUUCCUACUAUUUUUAAAUCCUUUAUAUUAAGUUCACUUGCUUGCUUGCUUGCGCGCUUACGACCGUGCAAAUCUUUCGGUCGUUUUUUAACCCACUUCCCGUGAUCCAAUCGAGCUGAUAUUUUGCACACAGACUCGUUGUGCAACGCAAUUUCUUUUCGUGAAAAAUUUUUUCCUAAAUUUUACACUGUUUAGGGAAAACAAAUUAAAUAUUGAAUUACUAAUUGCUUAAUACUGGCAGACAAUCAUCUGAUCCAUAGGUGGCAGCCGUCUCAAGCCAGAGGACGAGAGGACUCUAGCCGCCACGCAUAUAAAGGAUUUAUAGUGAAAAACUUUGUUUUUACGGGUUAUAC